Molecule: messenger RNA, 252 nt
Organism: Danaus chrysippus (African queen)
Lineage: Eukaryota; Metazoa; Arthropoda; Insecta; Lepidoptera; Nymphalidae
Source: the annotation of a GenBank genome assembly
AUGAAUAAACCGCUAAGUCGUGAUGAUAUUACGGCUAUGGAGAGCCAAUUGAAGCAGAGUUUGGAAGAGGACAAAGCGUAUUGGAGAGUUAAUGAUGUGAAAUGUGAUGCCAUACAUACUGCCAAAACUUAUGAAGAAUUCGCCGACCGUGUUGCGGCCGCACACUUACGACCGUUGGACAAAGAAGACAUGAAGAAGAAAGCUUCCACUUGGAAUCAAUACGCCUCCAAAGAUAAUGAUGAUGAUAAAUAA